Felis catus (domestic cat) is the source of this 699-nucleotide messenger RNA. It is a transcript of the gene RETN, whose product is annotated as resistin. Gene Ontology annotation, molecular function: hormone activity. The transcript has 4 exons. Gene Ontology annotation, cellular component: extracellular region. NCBI's taxonomy places the organism in Eukaryota, Metazoa, Chordata, Mammalia, Carnivora, Felidae. The record is from RefSeq and is a predicted model, not a curated record. Bases 264 to 596 code for a protein of 110 amino acids.
AGGGGGGCAGGGCUUCCCACCCCUAGGCCCCUGGAGUCUGGCCGGGGGGCUUCCUCUUGGCCCCGGAUAUGGGAUGGGAGGGUCAGGGGGCCAAGAAACUUUGCCAAGACAGGAAGCUCCACAUUCAGAAGCUUUAAAGAGGGACAUGUGGCAGGGGCACGAAAUCAGUGUCCGAGAUUUGGCCUGCUGAGUCCAUCCAGAGGGCCCCAUCCUCCCCGGACCCAGCUGUGGGCGUCUUGGUUCCCUCUUGCAGUGCCUGCGGAAUGAAGGCUCUUCCCCUCCUCCUCCUCCUCCCUGUCCUGGGGCUGCUGGUGUGUGGCAGGUCUCUGUGUCCGGUGGAGGAAGCCAUCAAUGAGAAGAUCCAGGACGGCACCCGCUCAAUCCUUGAGACAAUAAGGACCAUCGGCCUGAGCUGCCGAACCGUCACCUCCAGGGGUGACUUGGCCACCUGCCCCUUAGGCUUCGCCGUCACCGCCUGCACUUGUGGCUCCGCCUGCGGCUCGUGGGACGUGCGCGCCGAGACCACCUGCCACUGCCAGUGCGCGGGCAUGGACUGGACGGGGGCUCGCUGCUGUCGCGUGCAGGCCCCCGCCUGAGGUCGCCCGAGCGCGGCUCGGGCUGGGGGGCGUGGCCAGGCCUCAGCGGGGCGGGGACGGGCUUCAGAUGGGGCGGGGCUGGAAAUAAACCCUGAGAAGACGA